AUGGCGGACAGGGGUGGCGGCGAGGGCUCGUCGUCGUCGCCGGGGAAGAAGGCCAGGAAGCCGUACACCAUCACCAGGCCCAGGGAACGGUGGAGCCCCGAGGAGCACGAGCGCUUCCUCGACGCCCUACUAAGGUUCGGCCGCGACUGGAAGAAGAUCGAGGAGCACGUCCGCACCAAGACCGCAGUGCAGAUACGCAGCCAUGCCCAGAAGUACUUCCUCAAGGUCCAGAGGCUCGGCCUCGCCGCCAGCCUGCCGCCACAGCACCUGAGCCGCAGACCAAGCAUGCCGUUCGGAAGCGGCUCGGUUGCGACGACGGUGCUUCACGGCCAUCCGCAGCAGUAUCCAGGUCCAGCCGGUGCUGUUCAGACUCAGAGUCACACCACCGGCAGCGGGUGGAACAAUCCGGGACUCCUUCCACCAUCCAAUGACAUCCAGAUGUUGGACUGGGCAGGCACUUCGUCGGCCUGGGUAAACCAAGGAGGUGCAGCAAGCCAGACUAAUCCAGGUGGCAGCUCGUUCGUGGGCACGCCGAGCUUCAGCGACACGACCAUGGACUGGCUUGGCACCGGCGGGGGCACAAACGAAGCGCCAGCAGUCGCCGAUGCGCAGGACGAGACGAUCCCACUUCCGCUGUCUCCAGACGAUAUGCACUUCGCGCAGGUGUACCGGUUCAUCGGCGACAUAUUCGACCCGACCACGCCUUGCCAGAUCGAAGCCCAUCUGCAGAAGCUCAAGGACAUGGACGGUAUCACCGUGAAGACGAUCUUGCUGGUGCUGAGGAAUCUCGAGACCAACCUGACAGCCCCCCAGUUUGAGCCUAUCAGGAGGCUGCUAUCGAGGUAUGACCCGGGGCGAGGCCUGUCUGGCCAGUUAUAG
Messenger RNA from Lolium rigidum, 879 nucleotides. RefSeq names its product protein REVEILLE 6-like. NCBI's taxonomy places the organism in Eukaryota, Viridiplantae, Streptophyta, Magnoliopsida, Poales, Poaceae. Gene Ontology annotation, molecular function: DNA binding. The record is from RefSeq and is a predicted model, not a curated record. The transcript is spliced from 8 exons. Bases 1 to 879 code for a protein of 292 amino acids.